AUGGCCCCGUUUGAAGCUAUUUACAAGAGGAGGUGUAGCUCGCCCAUAGGUUGGUUUGAAGUUGGUGAAGCUGCUGUGACUGGACCUGAUGCUGUGUUUGAAGCUAUGGAAAAAGUUAGGCUAAUUCGAGAACGAUUGAAAACCGCUAAAAGUCGUCAGAAGUCGAUUCUAAGUCGUGUUGGGAAGGUAGCUUAUGAGGUUGAUUUGCCCGCGGAGUUGUCUAAUGUUCACCCGGUUUUCCAUGUAUCCAUUCUUAAGCGAUGUAUUGGUAACUCAGUUGUAAUUGAACCUUCCGAGGAUUUGGAUAUCCAGAAUAAUCUUUCAUUUGAGGAAUUUCCGGUUGAGAUUCUAGAUUUUCAAGUUCGGAAGCUAAGAAGCAAGGAAGUUCCUUUAGUUAAAAGUGUUUUGGCAAAAUCAAUCCGUCGAGGGUGCGACAUGGGAGGUAGAAGCGGAAAUGUGUACCAAAUACCCUCAUCUUUUCUCUACGAAUCCAGAACGUGUCGAAGGUAUCAUUCUCUUUUGAUUCGAUCCUUAUUACUAUACUUAUCUUAG
Capsicum annuum is the source of this 552-nucleotide messenger RNA. RefSeq lists its product as uncharacterized. Bases 1 to 552 code for a protein of 183 amino acids. The record is from RefSeq and is a predicted model, not a curated record. NCBI's taxonomy places the organism in Eukaryota, Viridiplantae, Streptophyta, Magnoliopsida, Solanales, Solanaceae. The transcript is spliced from 2 exons.